UUUCCUCCUGUUCUCCGAACCCGGCUGUUUGUGUGCGCGAGCGUGAGAGCGAGAGAGAGAGAGAGAGAGAGAGAGAGAGAGAGAAAGAUGUCGGGUAGGACGAUGGGGCAGCAGUGUGGAGGAACUUUGUCUGUGAAAUCAGCUAAAACAUAAAGGCUUUCUUCACUCGAGCUGCCGGGAUUUUGCGUUAAAGGGCCACAGGAGCAUUGCGAGCGGAUUGUUUGCGCGUGAGGUGGGAUGUUAUCGGUACUCUCCUAUGGACGGAUCGUUGCCAGGGCCGUCCUGGGCGGACUCUCUCAGACCGACGGCCGGGAUUACAAGCUGGUCACGGCGAGCUGCGGUUUCGGCAAGGAUUUCCGGAAGGGCAUCCUGAAGAAGGGCAUGUGCUACGGGGACGAUGCGUGCUUCAUAGCGCGCCACAGGUCCGCCGACAUCUUAGGCGUGGCGGAUGGGGUGGGUGGAUGGCGUGAUUAUGGCGUUGACCCGUCUCAGUUCUCAGAGACUCUGAUGAGGACGUGCGAGCGGUUGGUGAAGGAGGGACGCUUCACUCCCAGCAGCCCUGUGGGGAUCCUCACCUCAGCCUACUACGAGCUCCUACAGAACAAAGUACCUCUGCUGGGCAGCAGUACGGCGUGUAUAGUGGUGCUGGACCGGAGGAGUCAUCAAAUCCACACAUGUAAUCUGGGGGAUUCGGGGUUCCUGGUGGUCAGGGGCGGCGAGGUGGUCCAUCGCUCUGACGAGCAGCAGCACUACUUCAACACCCCCUUUCAGCUGUCAAUCGCACCACCGGGGGCCGAAGGGUCCGUGCUGAGUGACAGUCCUGAAAUGGCGGACAGGUCUUCGUUUGACGUCGAGCUUGGUGACAUCAUCCUGACUGCCACGGAUGGUCUCUUCGACAACAUGCCAGACUACAUGAUCCUGCAGGAGCUGAAGAAGCUCAAGAACACAAAUUACGACAGCAUCCAGCAGACGGCGCGCAGUAUAGCGGAGCAGGCCCACGAGCUCGCCUACGACCCAAACUACAUGUCACCUUUCGCCCAGUUCGCCUGCGAUAACGGCCUCAACGUCAGAGGGGGAAAACCCGAUGACAUCACGGUGCUGCUCUCCAUCGUGGCUGAAUACACGGACUGAGCUCGAUCGGCGGAGCUUUUCGUCUUUCUCUCUCUCUCGUCCUCGUGUCUUCCUCCUCAUCCGCCGCUCGUCUGGAACCGUCUCUCGCCCCAUCCUUCUUUUCUGUCCUUAUCCUGAGUAGCUCAUGAGAAGAAGAGGAGAACAUGGACUCGCCUUUGUGGGUGGACAAUGAUUCUAUAGGAGGCUAUUUGUGCUCAUGCACCAGAGGAUUAUGGGAGGAUGAGUCAUCUUCUCGUCCUACGCCUCCAUCGUAUGUGAUUAAGUUGUAGGUUUUGGAUCGGAGAACGAGCCGUGCGUUACCCAAGGUGCUUCUAAAUGAGGGCGAUCUCUCAGCAUGGACACUGUAGGGGAUGUUUUUAUUUUUAGCCCCUUUUAUAGCUGGGAGAAUGUAAAUCAUGUGUGUAAGAGUUGGUUAAGUUUGUCUGCUGUUUAAGAUUAUGCUCCUGUGUUGUGUACGAGUGUGAGUCUGUUGUGUAAUUGGUGGAUUAACGUGUGUUUCAUGUCACUCGGUUCAGCAAGUGCAGCUCAGGAUGUGGGUGACGUGGCUACCCCCCUUUGUUUUUGUUUUUUUUUUCUUUUUUUUUCGUCUUUUUAAAAAGAUUACGCAGGCAAGGCCUGCUUCUCCAUGGCGAUAUUAAAAUGUGGGCGUGGCCAGCAGAGCACGGCAUAGAAAAAGCAGGACAAAGAUGCAAAACUGGUUUUUGGUCAAUUGUGUGCUUUUUUUUGUUUGUUUUUUUUGGACAAAGACUGUAAGCUGAUACUGUUAAGUGUGUGUCCGAGUGAGUUUAGCCUUUGUGAGACACACAGGGGUUAAGAGUGGCUUUAACGGCUUACCAAACUGCAUUAUGGGUAAGUGGGUUUGUCGCUAGUUACAGAAGCAGUUCAUGUCUGUACACGGUUGAUUUAAAUAAAUAAAUAUAUAAAUUCCCAUAAUAAGCCCAGCCAUACUAGUCUGGACUAGUUUUAACUAAGCAAAAUAAAUCGUAUCUGAUUUUCUAGAUGAGGUUUGUCCAUCUCCUGGUCUCGUGUGGCUCGAGUACAGUACAGUGAUCUUCCUGCUCUAACUCCAUUUCAUCUGUAUUCAUCUGCAUCUGUGUUUCUAACAUUAUCUCUCUUUGUGUCUCUCUCUGGCGCUCUGUCUCGCUCUGUCUUUGUUUCUCUGGCCCUUCAGGAGGCAAAACUAUUGUGAUUGGUUAAGAGCAGCAUCCAAUCAAGAGAGACAGGAGUCUAAUCAGUUAAAAGUAAACCUGUUUUGGACUUGCUUACUUACUGAUUUAUGCUUCAGUUCCUCGGAAGUUGGAAAUUGGAACUCGGAAUUACGUUAUUUUCAACCUCUGUGCAUUCAAGCUUCAAAGUGAGAACUUGGACACCUCGGAGUUGAGUUUCCGAGUAGGAAUUCCGAGUUGCUAGAUGUUUUUCCUAGUUGGAGUUUGGAAAUUCUGAUAUACAAGAUUUAGUCAAAGGCAGCAUUAGACCCUAAGUUUCCAACACGGAUUUUCUGAACUCUAGAGAACCAUGAAGGUCCUGCAGGGGGUCUAUGGCCAUGCCUGAAAGUUUUAAAAACACAUUUUCUAUAAAAAAAAAAAGAAAAAGUGUUCUUUGGUUAUUAAAUGGUUUUAGCUUUCUAUAUUGAGGUUUUACUCUGUAAACUUUCCUCAGACCCUGCUGUAGGUUUCUUUUAUAGUUAUUUUUGUCUGUGCCGGCCUGCAGUAUUUCUCUAAUGAACAUAUAUGGUUCUCUUCCUAAAAAUAAAAUAUAAAAAUAACCCUGAGCAGGAUAAAGCAUUUACUGAAGACGAAUGAGUGAACACGGAAAACACAGAGUGCCGUACGACCAGUGCGUCACAUCCAACACGGUCUCGUGUUCAUGACCUUUCUGUGCUGCAGUCUUUGUUGGUAGUGUGCAUAAGGAUCCCAGUUCCGACGCACACCUCUAUAACACCUCAAUAUCGCAGUCACAUUGUCCUCAUACACUGUACAGAAAGCAUUGCGUGUCCCCUCUGUAGGUACGUGUGUAGGUACAAGUGUGAAAAAUGGCUAUUUAAAUCCUUUAUUUGUGUCAGAUGAGACAGUAACAAGUUCCAGAUUGGAUAUUCAUCUUUUUUUUUUUUUUUUUUAAAUCAAACGAUUCCUUUUUCCUUCCUUUUUCUUGUUAAAUGCUUUAUUUCUCAUAUGUUGUUAUGUGUUCCAAAUCCAGCGACAAAAGAAAAUGACUUCGAGUGUAACGAUAAGAGAACAAUAAGAGAUUUUUUUUUUUUUUUUUUUUUUUUUUUGCCUGCCACUCCAGCCACACUGGACCACAGAUGGACUCUUUCAUCCCUGUUAUCUAAUAUCAAGUGCUGUCCAAAUUGUUGCGAACCGACGUCUGUAGUGCCCUACGAGUGUAGAACGUGUGUUUUAGAGGAGCUGCACGCGCACAAACGCAUGUGUGGAAGCUGUUAAUGAAAUCACUAGGUCAGGUAUGUAAAGACAAAAAGUUUUAUUUUUAUAAGCUCUUCGUUUUUAGCAGAGCUGAGAAGCGACUGAUAGUCGAGCUGUGUUAGAGGUGAGUUAGACGUGUGUGUGUGUGUGGGUGUGUGUGAGAAGCUUCGUAGAAGUGUUUUUCUCUUUUCAUUUUUUUUUUUUUUUUUUUUUUAAGUUCUAGUGGACUUUCUUACCUGCUGCUUUUCCUUUGUAAAUGAUGUGUGUGCAUGUGAGAUCAUGUAUUUAAUAUGUCUGUGUAAUGAGUGCCGGGGAGCGGAUGUACUUCAUGUCCUUCAUGUCCUUAAUGUUCAACAGCAGAGGACAAAAGGCAAAAAAAACCAAGACAAUACUCAAUUUGGUUCAUUUAUUCAUUUAGUCAUUUCUUCAGCUGUUAAUAAGCUACAAGAGUUCUGAUGAACCAAAGACAUGCGCCCCCUUGCUGUUAUUUUAUUAUUUUUGAUUAUUGUUAAAUCUUUUGGUCUUAUUUUGUAUAUUUGGAUUAAGAAAUACAAAGCAAUAUGCAGUAUAGUAACGUAUGACCCUUGUGUGUGUGAUUUUACCGUAAUGUCCGGACUAUACGUUGCUUUUUCUCAUUUUCUCAUUGUCAGUUUGUUAGCAUUUAUACCGUAAGUGAGUUGUAAAGAUAAUGUCAAGGGGAAAAAACAUAACGUAAUAACUACAAAAAAAAAAAACUGGCUUAAUAUAUCAAAAUGACUGAAUGACACCAAA
Molecule: messenger RNA, 4322 nt
Organism: Pangasianodon hypophthalmus (striped catfish)
Lineage: Eukaryota; Metazoa; Chordata; Actinopteri; Siluriformes; Pangasiidae
Product: protein phosphatase PTC7 homolog
Exons: 6
Coding region: 238-1131 (297 amino acids)
Source: RefSeq, a predicted model, not a curated record